Messenger RNA from Prorocentrum cordatum, 309 nucleotides. Lineage: Eukaryota; Dinophyceae; Prorocentrales; Prorocentraceae. The record is from the annotation of a GenBank genome assembly.
AUGGCGAGGUCCAGGUUCUCGAGGAGGUGCUGGACGAGGCUCGCGAGAAGCACCCCGAGUAUGGGAUCAGGCGACGGGCUCGGCCAGAAGAGGAUCUCGCUGCUGCUGCUGCUGCAGCUCGUUGCUUCCUGCUGCAGGUUUGCUGUUGUUGGUUUCGCUGGUGCCGCCGGUGCUGAUGCUCCCUUUCGCAUGCCAAGUAUGGAGCACACUGUUCGCAAAUGGGGCCCUGUCACCCUGCGCUCUGCACGUGGCGUUUGCACUGGCCAGCGGCUGGCCUCCUUUGCCUGCGGGGCUGCGGCGUUGGCUUAA